AUGGACAACUUUAUGGAGGUCGUUAAUCAGCCUGCGAUGAUUCGUGCGACGUUCGAGCCAUCUAGCAGCGGUGUUCUUGAGGAGAACAGUUUACCCACGGGCGGUGAGGUGAGGGCGAACGGGCCUAAGAAGGUCACGGUGGUGAUUAUGGAGAGAUGGGAGGUCAUGGGUAGGCUUUUAGGUGAUGACAACCUGCGGGCCAGACUUGUAGAGGAGGUGAAGAAGCGAUCGGGAAUUAUCAUGCGCAAGUUGGAGGCAGAACAACUCUCCGUUGCUCUGAGCUGGAUAGACGUGGCACGAGUUCGCUGGAGAGAAUUUCGGAUGAACUGUUUAUCCUGGACAGCCUUUUAG
Stereum hirsutum FP-91666 SS1 is the source of this 351-nucleotide messenger RNA. RefSeq lists its product as uncharacterized. NCBI's taxonomy places the organism in Eukaryota, Fungi, Basidiomycota, Agaricomycetes, Russulales, Stereaceae. Bases 1 to 351 code for a protein of 116 amino acids. The record is from RefSeq and is a predicted model, not a curated record. The transcript has 2 exons.